AAUGCUGUGAGUCCGGCCGUAAAUAAGCACUUCCAGUUCAAGGGCGUCAACGAAGCCUUGUCUGUUUGACACCACAGAGCCCAUGAUCUUCUCGAAAUGUCUGCAUCACGAUGCAUAAUUUAUUGGCUCUGCUCACUCAGUAAUAUAAUUCUCCGCAUCUCUGGCCACCUUUCUCUCUCUCUGUCUCUCUUACCCGCCCCUAAACCGUUAACCUUUACCUAGUUGGCCAGUUUUCUAUUUCGCUCUUAAGUCACAAGGAUAUCACGCCGCAAUAAAUUCGCGGAUCACAGCCAAAAUAACGUACGGCGGGCAGCACCGAGAAAAUUAAUUUCAAUAUCCGUCAAGACUGGUCCGAGGUGAACGGAUGGGACGGUCAGAAGAAUGUUCGAGAAGUAUUUCUGAAGAGUUCGCUACCUGCUGCUGCAUGCAAUGACCACGCUGCAGGCACCAGGCACUCGGCACGCGGUCACUCACCGGGGCACGUGCAGAUCUGACUUGGAGCAAUUUGGCGAGUUGGAGCCUCACCUUUCCAGCCUUCACGAGGCACGUUCCCUUGCUGAAUUUGAGGGAGGAACAGGUCGCAGAAUGAAACUGCACAUGUGCCUCCUGUCGUAUGAAUUGAUACUCCUGUGGAAUCUACUGUCCAUAAUGGGCACUGAGUCAGCAGAUGGAAAUGCAGCUCAAAUGCUGUUUAAGCGUUUAUUUGAAGAUUAUACCGAUGCUCUCAGGCCUGUGGAAGAUACAGAUCUAGCCUUGAAUGUCACUUUGAAAAUCACUCUUUCUCAAAUUAAAGAUAUGGAUGAAAGGAACCAAAUUUUGACAGCUUACCUUUGGAUCCGACAAAUCUGGUUUGAUGCUUUCCUCAAGUGGGACCGUGACAAAUAUGAUGGGCUUGAUGCUAUCCGAAUCCCCAGUAGCUUUGUGUGGAGACCCGAUAUUGUUCUAUACAACAAAGCUGAUGAUGAGUCUACAGGAUCCAUGGAGACAAACGUGGUAUUAAGAUAUGAUGGGCAGAUUACUUGGGAUUCUCCAGCGAUUACAAAGAGCUCAUGUGUAGUGGAUGUGGCCUACUUCCCAUUCGAUGAUCAGAGGUGCAAUCUUACAUUUGGCUCUUGGACCUACAAUGGAAAUCAGGUCGACAUCAUUAAUGGACUUGACAGUGGAGAUCUAACUGAUUUUGUGGAAAAUGUGGAAUGGGAAGUCCAUGGAAUGCCAGCAACAAAAAAUAUAAUAACAUAUGGGUGUUGUUCAGAUCCUUACCCAGAUAUCACCUACACAUUAAUCCUCAAAAGGAGGUCUUCAUUUUACAUUUUUAACUUAUUGAUCCCAUGUGUAAUGAUCUCAUUCCUAGCACCAUUAGGAUUUUACCUACCAGCUGAUUCCGGAGAGAAGGUGUCUCUUGGUGUGACUGUGCUCCUGGCACUGACUGUGUUUCAGCUGAUGGUCGCAGAAAGCAUGCCUCCAUCUGAAAGUGUUCCAUUAAUCGGUAAGUACUACAUAGCAACAAUGACAAUGAUCACUGCCUCGACUGCACUAACAAUUUUUAUCAUGAAUAUUCAUCACUGUGGGCCAGAAGCUAAACCAGUUCCAACGUGGGCAAAAGUGAUUAUAUUACAGUACAUGUCGAAGAUAUUUUUUGUGUAUGAUAUUGGUGAAACCUGCACAGUGGUGCAAAAGAAAAAUGGAAAGAAUCACUAUACACUGCAGAUGGAUAAUUCCAAAACAAAUGGAAAAUUUGGAAAAGAUUGCGAUUUAACACUAAAUGCUCACCUUUCUAAAAUGUGCCCCAACACAGUGCUGAAGGAUGAAGCUACUCUGUCCAUGAUACCAAUUCAUCGAUGCCCUGUAUGCAACCAGAAAGUACCAAAUGGACAUUUUGAUAGAAGUAUAGGUGGUAGUUGUGUGAGUGAAGAGGAUCUAAACAUGUCCUGUUGUUUCUGUUAUUUACAUUGUAGCAGGGUGGCAAAAAAUAUUGAAUUUAUAGCCAAUUGCUUUAGAGAGCAAAAAGCAACCAAUGCUAAAUCUGCUGAGUGGAAGAAAGUGGCUAAAGUAAUGGAUCGUUUCUUUAUGUGGAUUUUCUUUGUCAUGGUGUUUUUCAUGAGCAUAUUAAUUGUAGGAAAGGCAACAUAACUUUAUUUUCACAUCUUAUAUGAUGUUUAAUUGCUUAUUUAAUUAUAAUUACUGUAGUCUAGCAUCUUUUGUACCUUGGUAGUAGCAAAGUUUAGUAGUGGAUAUUCUUGAAAUAGUUAAUUUGUUUAGUCAAGUUUUAUUUCAGUUUUGUAGACCUAAACGUAGAAUCCAUCAGCUCUGUACAAACAAUUUAAUUCAAUAGCUCUUUUAGUUCUUUAGAAAACCUUGUUUUCGUAAUGCAAGACUAACUUAUUUAGUUCUUAGAAACUUUGUAAGAGGUGCAGAAAACAACAGUUUUCUUUGUGAAUUCUCAAACCUGUGAUUCCAGGAAACAUCUGCUGAAACUGUUGUUUGCUGAACUGAAUUAUUUGCAGGUCUGCUCACUGCUGUGUACUUUGUGUUGUUGCAUAACUACUUCUGUAAAUGCAUUUGGAUUUUUCACUUGGCUCUAUUAAGUGAAGUAGUGGUUGACCAGCCCAAGUAACAUUGAUCCUCCUUACUAUGAUCAGACCUUAUUAUUAUUCCAGAAUCAGCUUUGAAGGCAAGUACAACCAAAGUUCUCUUCACCACCACUCAUUAUCUCCCUCACUACAUCACAUUCAUCCUGCCUCAAAGAGAAACUCAUGAGUUUCUCUAUCCAAAAUUGAGCCCAUUGUUUAGUUGCUUCUACAAUGAUUUUGCGGCCUCUUGAUACUCUUCUAAUCCCUGUGCUUCCAUCCUACACUCUUCAACCAUAAAAAUUCAAAUCUCCUUCAAGAGAUCCCUCACAUGUUGCUUUUGUCUUUCAUGCUAACACUGUCACCCUUUGGAUUUUGUUGAGGACUAACAUUUUUGACAUCCUCUUUUAAAAACCUAAUUGUCAACCAUCUCCUCUGGUCACCCAUCUCCAAAACUGUUCCUCCACUUCAACCCCUCCCCUUUGGCCUUUAAACUGCACUCACCUUGUUCACUGAGAACUGUUGAUGUGAUAUCGGUCACCUUAAUUUCUGUGCCCUCCUCACCAAUUAGAACCUGUCUCCCUCUGAACUGACUGCACUCCAUGCUGUCAUAUCCAAUCCAGAAUUUGUCAUCAGGCCUGUUGACAAGGGCAGUGUUGUUGUUGUGUGGCGGACUGAACUCUACAUUGCUGUCUUUUGGCACAAUGCCACCUUUGAGCCAGGAAGUCUGGGUUCAAAUUCCAUGUGCUGCAGAGGUGUGUGAUAACAUCCCUGGACUGGUUGAUUAACAAACU
This is a messenger RNA of Stegostoma tigrinum, 3361 nucleotides long. RefSeq names its product cholinergic receptor, nicotinic, alpha 9a (gene chrna9a). Bases 430 to 2130 code for a protein of 566 amino acids. Gene Ontology annotation, cellular component: synapse; neuron projection; postsynaptic membrane. Gene Ontology annotation, biological process: chemical synaptic transmission; signal transduction; monoatomic ion transmembrane transport. NCBI's taxonomy places the organism in Eukaryota, Metazoa, Chordata, Chondrichthyes, Orectolobiformes, Stegostomatidae. The transcript has 6 exons. The record is from RefSeq and is a predicted model, not a curated record. Gene Ontology annotation, molecular function: acetylcholine-gated monoatomic cation-selective channel activity; transmembrane signaling receptor activity.